CUUCCACAAACCCUUUCGGACCUGAACUAGAGUCGCUGGAUAUUCCCCAACCCAACCCGGCGCUUUCCGUCUAUUACGCUGGUCUAGACCCUCGGUUUGUUCGCCCGAGAACCAAUCACGUCGCCUGUCAGGUCCACGCCCAGGCCACGUGGCCGCGUCGACGAGCGAGCGACAGCAGCGCCGCACUGCCACACGCCCGUUUUCUCUCUCUCUCAACCGUUGCCAUCGGGCAACAUCGUCACCCCCUUCACCCCAGUACAGCCAUGGCUGACGGAACUCAGCAGCAGCAAUCCUCCUCUUCGCGGCUCGACCUCCGCGUGGGCAACAAGUACCGGAUGGGCAAGAAGAUCGGGGCAGGCUCCUUCGGUGCGUCGUCUCUCCCCUCCGUCCGGGCUGUGUGCCGUGCAUGCAUGCCACCCGCGCAGGUGCUGACGAGCGUGCCGGUUGACGCAGGUGACAUCUACAUGGGCGCGAACGUCAUCUCCGGCGAGGAGGUAGCCAUCAAGCUCGAGCCGGCCGCCGCGAAGCAUCCGCAGCUGCAGUACGAGGUGAAGGUGUACAAGGCCCUCGCGGGGGGAGCCGGGAUCCCCUUUGUGCGGUACUACGGGACGGAGGGCGACUACAACGCGAUGGUGAUGGACCUGCUCGGCCCGUCGCUCGAGGAUCUGUUCAACUUCUGCGGGCGCAAGUUCACGCUCAAGACGGUGUUGCUGUUGGCGGACCAGAUGAUAUCGCGCGUCGAGUACGUGCACUCGCGCAACUUCCUGCACCGCGAUAUCAAGCCCGACAACUUCGUCAUGGGCCUCGGCCGGCGUGGGAACCAGGUGCACCUGAUUGAUUUCGGGCUCGCGAAGAAGUUCCGCGAUCCGCGGUCGCACCUGCACAUCCCGUACCGGGAGAACAAGUCCCUCACCGGAACCGCGCGGUACGCGUCCAUCAACACGCACCUCGGUGUCGAACAGGCGAGGAGGGACGACCUGGAAGGGCUGCUGUACGUGCUGAUCUACUUCCUGCACGGCGAGCUUCCGUGGCAGGGCAUCAAAGCCGCAACGAAGAAGAACAAGUACGAGAAGAUCAUGGAGAAGAAGAUGACGACGACUGCCGAGCUCCUGUGCAAGCGGCUGCCGAAGGAGUUUGUCGUGCUGAUGAGCUAUGUGCGGGCGCUCCGAUUCGACGAGACGCCUGACUACGCGUACAUGAAGAAGGUGUUCCGGGACCUGUUUGUGCGCGAGGAGAUGAAGUGGGACUACGUGUUUGAUUGGAGCGUGCAGCGGCCCGAGAAGGAAGCGAAGGACAAGGAUAAGCGGACAGCCGAUGAUCGAGCUCGGAGACACCUGAACGAUUCUCUCCUGCCUGCCGACACUCAGAGACGACACCGUGCGACCACGAGAAAUACCCAGCGCACGGGCGAGGGUUGGUGAUCGGGCGACAAGCCACGGUUUUUCUUUUUCUGGUUGCAUGCCUCCCGUCCGUUUAUUCGUUGAUCUCGGCUCCACCAUUCCCGAGUCAAUCAACUCGCCUCCCGAGGCGCCGGGUCGAGUCUCCACGGCGUCGAGCCGACCCACGCCAGAUCCAGAUCCGCACUCGCGUUAUUGGCGAGCAUACAUUACAUAUGAUACUCAUACAUAGAUCCCCUGCCCCUCCCCAUCCUUCCGGCAUCCAUCCAUCCAUCCAUCCAGCUUCCUCUCCUUCCAGCUACUAAUCACAUGGAGACAUCAUUCGUGGUGUCGAUCUUGUUGUACUUGUUCUAGCCAGUGACAUAAUGGUACCCCGUGCGUUCGCGCGUGUUUUGUGCUCCUUGGAAUGUCGAGUUUGCUUCUCGUGCAUCUAUUUACGCCGGAUUGGGUGGUGUAUGUGUUGCAACGAACAGACUGUGCAGGUGGCUCGGUGCCGCCACCGAACACCAGGCACGCAUCCCAUCCUUCCGGAACUUAUCGUCAAGUCCGGGGAAGUCACCGACUGGCAGCUGUUGGCGAUGCUGCUCAUGACAGACUGGGGAACCCUUGUCAAGGCGCUGGAUGGUCCGACCGUAGAUGUUGCGUCGAGCAUGGCUGACACAUCUGGAUGGAACUGGAGAACCUUCUGUUACCAGCACGGUUCCCGGCUGCAAAUGAGGAGCCUCAAGAUGCGUCGAGAAAUCUGGGCUGAGGGUCGAGACCUGUUGUUCAGGUCCGUGACACCCGUCUGAACAAAGAUGAGUCUGCUGUGCGAAACGGGAAUGAGGUCGCCACGAAGGUCGAUCCUCAUACUACAUUUUAAAAGGCGCGUCGGAAAUGCGGACCGCCAAAGCUUCAACUGCUCACACGUGAUGAACUGUGGUCGGAACAAUGGUGUGAUCGGAUCAGAAGUCUAGAUCAGCAAUCAUCACGGCCUUAGCGCUUCGACUCCGCCCUCAGUCAUUCUGCGCCAACAAACGCAGAGCUCCUUCGUCCUCUGAGUCAUUCACGGGGAAAUUCUCACAUGUGCUUUUGAAGGGUCAAGAUCGGUGGCGCGCAACGUGUUGAUAUCGAUGGCCAGGCGAAUCCUCGUUGAUAAAUGCUGACCGCCAGUCAUUAUCAACGAGGCGCUCCUUCUGUGGCGGAGGUUGGCCGAUGGGGGAGUUCGGGUGUGCACGAGGUGCUUGGGGGGUCAGCUCCCCCCACCGAUCUCUCGCUAAUCGACAGGCUACGUUCGACUUGUUUCGCAGUGCAUGUUACACCGGUGUUUCGUGCUACACCGCAUUAUGCUCGUUGCUUCAGCCCAUGCUCCGAAUACCUCGAGGUGCGAGGGAGUGACCGGGGACGGGGCCGAAGCGGUUUGUGAGAGCUGGACAGCCUAAAGCAACACGGACGGACAGUGCACGCCGCAAAGCCUAGCCUCGCUCCGACUCACUCAUCGGGUGUAGAUGGAAAUACUCGGAACGAUCGUUUCAAGGAAUCCACGGAACGCGAUCAAUCGGCUGCUCCCAUCGACUGGCGACGACGCACUCUGACUCUCCGAAUCGCCGGCCAGUCAGGCUUGCAGGACCGAUGCUGUGCAGAUGAGCCAACGCGUGCCGGCGCUUCUGGUUGCGCGCGUCCUGUCAUGCUAGCUCUCACACUGCCUGUUUGUCGCAUCUAAAUCCCGAGUCGUCGAUAUUGCGCAGGAGCGAUCAGUAUGGAAGAUCAGGUCAGCCUGUCCCUGACUCCUCUGCAUGCGCCCGGUCAGUCCCAGUGCGCCCCUGAUUAUUACGCACGUCUUGGGUUGUGGGCACUUAAUAAGGCUGGGAUGCACAGGUAUUCGGCCCGGAGCGUCGUUCCGAUCGAGUAGUCUAUGUAGUCGGCUGCGCUAUUGUUGGCAGGCCUGAUUGAACGCCGACGGGCGAUCCAAUUGAGUUGGCAGCGCACUACAGCUAUGUUACGGUACAAAAUGGUACAUAAGUGACUUAUUC
Messenger RNA from Mycena citricolor, 3409 nucleotides. The record is from the annotation of a GenBank genome assembly. NCBI's taxonomy places the organism in Eukaryota, Fungi, Basidiomycota, Agaricomycetes, Agaricales, Mycenaceae.